UGAAGUCUAAACUUGUGCUUGCAAGUUUCGGUUUGUUCAUUCUGUAAUUGUUGAUAUUGUGAAGCCUUCAGGCAAAAGAAGAGCAAGAUAUUCAUUUACCCAGAACAACAAGCAGGUCAUGGAGAUUCAUCAGUCUGCUGUGAUUCUGCUGCUGGUCGUGUGUGUGUCGUUCUCCACUCAUGCUCAACCAGCAGAUAUAAUGCGUCGGUAUCAAAAAUUCCUCAAUCAGCAUUUGGGUCCUGAUAUGAAUGUGCAGAAGUGUGACAGUGAAAUGAGAACGAGAAACAUCACUGGAACUGACGGAGGAUGCAAACCUGUCAACACCUUCAUUCAAGCAAAUGAAAACCAGCUGAAAGCAGUUUGUGAUAAAAGAAAUCAACUGAACAAAGACAGAAACCUGUUUAAGAGCGGCCAGCAGUUUCCUGUGGUCACGUGUAGAUUUAAGCCUGGGUUGACACCCCCAAACUGUGAAUAUCGUAGAGGGCGUUUGUCCACUCGAUAUAUAGUGUUGGGGUGUGUGGGUGGCUGGCCUGUACAUUAUAACAAUACAAAAACAAUACAAUAUUUUUAAAUAAUUUAUUCACUUCUCAUUUUCUGUAUGUCUUUGUUUGCCAAGUGGAAAAACAACAACAAUCAAACGAUCAGAAUCGAGCUCGAAGCAAAUAAAAAAGAAGAAUAAAUACUUGACCGCAGUAAGAGGUUUGCGUGUUGUAGUUUUUAAUCAGUUCUUGUGCUGUAAACAUGACACAGUUUGAGAGCAAAGUCUAUGAAGCACAGCUGAACAUGAACACACCAUUUAUACUGAACAUACUUAAUUGUAUUUGAGAAAAAUCAGGAACAUUUUGUUUUUUUAUUUCCUUUCGAAGAACAGUAAGUUCAACUUUUCUUAAAAGAAAAUUAACCCCUCUCACAGUCUUUAUGAGACUCUGAUAUGAACAAGAAUAUCUUCACUGUCUCUCAUCAUUUACCUUAAAAGAUGUUACUUAAAAAUGUUAAAAUGUUGCACCUUAAAAAUGUUACUAAUAAGUUGGUCCACUUUAUACAAUUAGUUCACAGACAUUGUUAUCAACAGGUAUCUCUAUAUCACAAUCACACCACAGUGAAUAAAACAUUUGAAAUGUGCUUUUUAUUUUCC
Pimephales promelas (fathead minnow) is the source of this 1135-nucleotide messenger RNA. The record is from RefSeq and is a predicted model, not a curated record. NCBI's taxonomy places the organism in Eukaryota, Metazoa, Chordata, Actinopteri, Cypriniformes, Leuciscidae.